This is a messenger RNA of Drosophila bipectinata, 590 nucleotides long. RefSeq names its product blocked early in transport 5 (gene Bet5). The record is from RefSeq and is a predicted model, not a curated record. Gene Ontology annotation, biological process: endoplasmic reticulum to Golgi vesicle-mediated transport. Gene Ontology annotation, cellular component: TRAPP complex. NCBI's taxonomy places the organism in Eukaryota, Metazoa, Arthropoda, Insecta, Diptera, Drosophilidae.
UUUCACAUUGUUUUGGUUUUGCAUUGAAGAAUAAAAUAAUUUAUAUUUAAGGGAUUUAUUAUAUUUCCAUUUUUAAACACAUGUCAUUGCCAAGAUGACGAUCUUCAAUCUGUACAUAUUUGAUAAAUUUGGAACUCUAUUGCACUAUGCUGAGUGGAAUCGCACUAAGAAAUCUGGCAUAACAAGAGAAGAGGAGGCCAAACUCACCUACGGAAUGCUGUUUUCUAUUAAAUCCUUUGUAAGUAAGAUAUCUCCUCAUGAUCCCAAGGAGGGCUUCCUCUACUACAAAACAAAUCGCUACGCCCUGCAUUAUUUGGAAACACCAUCCGGAUUAAAAUUUGUUCUUAACACGGACACAGCUGCCAUUAAUGUAAAGGAGCUGCUGCAACAGCUGUACGCCAAAGUGUGGGUGGAGUACGUGGUUAGAGACCCUCUAUGGACACCGGGCACGGUCGUCACCUCGCAACUGUUCCAGGACAAGCUGGACGAAUUUGUUAAACAGUCGCCCAUUUUUGGCAUUCGCAAUAUCUAGCUUUAAAAUUAGAUUCCUAUUACUAAGUCUAUAGAAAAAAAAAGUUAUUCAAAUUCCA